ACAUGCAUUUAAGAAUAUAUUUAUGUUUUUAAUUAUCCGUGUGCAUUAUUUGACUGAGGAAAAAAGAGAAACGUUUUUAAAAGUGUGCUCAUAUUUUAUGUAGCUUUCAGGACCUGUCUGUGGCGCGGGAAAUGAACGUGUGAAUGCAGCCUGCAGCAGGCGGCACUUUGUUCUGUGCAGAGCUGCAGCUCGGUUUGUUCCUGUGUGGAGACUUUAUCGAGAAAAAUGCCAUUUACACGCUCCAAGGUGCAGGCUGUCCAGCCUCCAUCCACCAGGAUGAACUUGAGGAGCUUCCGCAGUGUCCCAUUGGUUCCCAUGGAGAGCUCAUCUUCAUCUGAUGACAGCUGUGACAGUUUUGGUUCGGAUGGCAACUUUGUAAACACGAAGCGCGGCCUGAGGAAGACACCAGAGAAACCAAAGGUCUUUGGGGCGUUGUUGGAGGAGGACACAUGCACUGGGUUUGAGAAUGCGAUCAGCAGUCACCUGAGUGCCAUGAAAGUCGACUCCGACUCUGCCAGGCGCCAACGCAGAUCCAACAUCCUGAAGGUGGCGAUGGCAUUUCCCACCAAAAAAACGGGUAAGAAGAGACCCGCUUCUGAACCCCUCCCUCAGCCUAAAGUGGCGCAGUCUGACUCCGAGGAGGAGGAGGACAACUUCAUGGAUAAAAGAGCCUUGAAUAUCAAAGAGAACAAAGAAAUGCUUGCAAAACUUAUGGCGGAACUGAAUAAAGUACCCGGCCUCUUCCCAGGACGGACGGCGCCCCGGCAGGCACCGCGUCGCUCUAUGGGAACCCCGGCAGCAUGUAGGAGGAACCUGGAACGUCUGUCUCGACCUCACACGCGGUCUCGCACGCUUGUGGUCGGAACCGCGAGCCCGACUCCGGAGGAUGAGGAGGAGUCUGAGGACAAGUUCAGCCUGGUUCGUAGAAGCCGCUACUAUGAAGAGGUGGAUGAGCCGCCUCGCCACCGUUGCUACACCGGUUCCAAGGCCAUACCUCAUGUUGUGCGUCCUGUUGAGGACAUCACAGAGGUGGAGCUGCAGCGCAUUUGCACCAACGUCCGGGAGAAAGUCUACAACAGCUCCACGGGGUCUACGUGCCACCAGUGCCGUCAGAAAACGACUGAUACAAAAACCAACUGUCGCAAUCCAGAAUGUCUCGGGGUGAGGGGUCAGUUCUGUGGCCCGUGUCUUCGGAAUCGCUAUGGAGAGGAGGUCCGAGAUGCCCUCCUGGAUCCGGAGUGGCAGUGCCCACCGUGCAGAGGGAUCUGUAACUGCAGCUUCUGCCGCGCUCGGGAGGGCCGCUGUGCUACGGGAGUGCUGGUUUACUUGGCCAAGUAUCACGGCUUUGAUAACGUGCACGCCUACCUGAAAAACUUGAAGAAGGAGCUGGAGGAGGACGGCGACAAGUGAAGUGAGGCGACGGCGAACCCAUGAGACGACAGAAACAAUCCAAAUACUGUUCGUGGUUACGUGUUGUUAGAUGACUGACGUGAAAUUUUACAUGGUUUUGACUGACUGUGACACAAUGAAAAGAGACGUGAUUGCCAUUUAACUGUUGUUCUAAUCGCCUUAAUUGAUCCGUUAAAGAUGCAUCCACUGAUUCCAGAAUAUGUUUUGGGCU
This is a messenger RNA of Thalassophryne amazonica, 1621 nucleotides long. RefSeq names its product cell division cycle associated 7a (gene cdca7a). Gene Ontology annotation, biological process: regulation of DNA-templated transcription. The record is from RefSeq and is a predicted model, not a curated record. Gene Ontology annotation, cellular component: nucleus. NCBI's taxonomy places the organism in Eukaryota, Metazoa, Chordata, Actinopteri, Batrachoidiformes, Batrachoididae. Bases 226 to 1410 code for a protein of 394 amino acids. The transcript has 10 exons.